Messenger RNA from Brugia pahangi, 2193 nucleotides. The record is from the annotation of a GenBank genome assembly. NCBI's taxonomy places the organism in Eukaryota, Metazoa, Nematoda, Chromadorea, Rhabditida, Onchocercidae.
AUGGCAUUGACAUGGCGUAAAAGUAAGGGACGUUUGCGACGAAUGACGCGACCAAUCGUUCCCACGUUACUCGGUAUGAUUCUCGGUAUAUCAGCAACGUUGAUCUUUACAACUGUACGACGUCUACCGCAUGACAUAUGCAGUAAACUUCUAGUGCAACAUAAAGAACCACAAUUAUUACUUGUUGGUGUGAUGACAGCAGCAAAAUAUGUGGACACAAGAGCUUAUGAGGUUUGGAAAACAUGGGCACAACGUAUUCCAGGAAAACUACUAUUUUUCGUAGCCGAAGGUACAAUAGCAAUUCAUACCGAUAUGCCAAUAAUUCGUUUAAAAGGUGUCACCGAUGUAUAUCCACCACAGAAGAAAUCAUUUGCAAUGUUAAAAUGGAUGGCUGAUAAUCAUUUGGAUGAUUUUAAUUGGUUUAUGAGAGCAGAUGAUGAUUUAUAUGUACGAGGAGAACAAUUGGAAACAUUGCUAAGAUCUUUGGACUCGGAUAAGGCAUAUUUAAUUGGCCAAGCUGGACUGGGUAAUACAGCCGAAUAUGGACAAUUGGCUCUUGGUCAAGAGGACAAUUACUGUAUGGGUGGACCUGGUAUUGUAAUGUCUCGAAUGACUUUACGUCGUGUCGCUCCACAUUUACGUUCAUGUUUGAUGGAAAUGUUCACCACGCACGAAGACGUUGAACUUGGAAGAUGUAUUCGUAAGCAUGUUGGUGUCACGUGUACGUGGAACUACGAAAUGCAAACAUUAUUUCACAAUAAUCAAACGGUACCGAAUGCUUAUCAAGGUAGUUUGACGGAGUUACGUCAUGCCAUUACGUUACAUCCAGUCAAAAAACCAUCAACAAUGCGCCGAAUUCAUGUUCACAAUCGUAUCCUUCGGCUUGCAAUGUUACGUUCCAGACGUAUUACAUUGUUGAAUGAAUUACCGAAUCAAAAAGCACCAUCACUUAUACGUCAUAUUCCAAAUUCAACACGUGACCUCUUCCACUGGGAUUUUAUUUCAUCCAACAAUAUUUUAUUUUGUGCUCAACAAGUGAACUGUCCAAGGCAUACGCUUGAUUUAAGUAUACGAAUGGCACUUAAUGAAAUUAUCACUCAGCUAUUCGAUGAAUUCAAUGCAAAUGCCCGACAAAGAGGUCGCGUACUACGAUUUCAGAAUAUUCAGUACGGUUAUAUGAGAGUUGAACCACGUCAUGGUGUAGAUUAUGUGCUUGAUAUGGUAUUAUGGUUCAAAAAAAUUCGUCCACCUCAUAGAGCAACACUUUCUGUACGUCGUCAUGCAUAUAUUCAACAAACAUUUGGAUCAUUGGAAAUUAUAUCAGAUAGUUUUUUUCGUGACACUUUACGACAACGUAUUGCAAAAAGUAUUCGUUUAUGGAAAGAAACAAAUGAAUCAAAAGAUUUUAAUUGGAAACGAAUGAAAUUACCACCGGAAAAUUUUCAUAUACAUAUGAUAGUGCCACUUGCUGGAAGAGUUGAUUCUUUUAAAAGAUUUGCAAAUAAUCUGAGAACCGUAUGCCUCAACAAACGGAUAUUUUCACUUAUUUUGGUGAUUUAUGAUUCGGUACCAGAUGUGGAUACAGCAAUUGCAGCAUUGAUUGAUGAACUUAAAUUAGAAAUUGAUGUUAAGGUAAUCAACAUGGGUUCACAACCAUUCAAUCGUGGCAUUGCACUUUCCCGUGGUGCUGAUAUUCUGGGACCAGAUGCCUUAAUGUUUUUUAUUGAUGUUGACAUUCUUUUCACUUGUGAUACUCUUGAUCGGGUCAUACGCAAUACUGUACGUGGUGCUCAGGUAUAUUUUCCAAUAGUAUUUAGCGAAUAUUCACCAGAAACAUGGUCAGAUAGCGAUCGACUACUUUCUGAUGCAUUUCAUUAUGGUCGAAAAAGGGGUUAUUUUCGACAUUUCGGAUUUGGACUAGUGUCAAUUUAUAAAUCCGAUUUAGAUCUCAUUGGAGGCAUGAAUUUGAAUAUACAGGGAUGGGGCAUGGAAGAUGUGGAUUUCUUUGAGAGAUGUGUUCACUCACCGCUACGUAUAAUGCGUGCACCGGAUCCGGGUCUUGUUCAUAUCUAUCAUACCAUACACUGUGCUGAAUCACUUCCAGAAAAACAAUAUAUUAUGUGUAUCGGUUCAAAGGCUGCAAGUUUAGCAUCAUUAGAUUCUCUGGUUGACCAAUUAUCUGUAUAUUCCUAA